Messenger RNA from Rhinopithecus roxellana (golden snub-nosed monkey), 2802 nucleotides. RefSeq names its product DM1 protein kinase (gene DMPK). Gene Ontology annotation, cellular component: cytoskeleton; cytoplasm. The record is from RefSeq and is a predicted model, not a curated record. Gene Ontology annotation, biological process: actomyosin structure organization; peptidyl-threonine phosphorylation. Gene Ontology annotation, molecular function: protein serine/threonine kinase activity; ATP binding. Bases 170 to 2059 code for a protein of 629 amino acids. NCBI's taxonomy places the organism in Eukaryota, Metazoa, Chordata, Mammalia, Primates, Cercopithecidae. The transcript is spliced from 15 exons.
GAGGAGGCCUCAGCAGCAGACAGAAGUGGCCAGAGAGGCCCAGGGGACAGUCAGGGACAGGCAGACAUGCAGCCAGGGCUCCAGGGUCUGGACACGGGCUGCCAGGCCCUGUGACAGGAGGACCCCGAGCCCCCGGCCCGGGGAGGGGCCAUGGUGCUGCCUGUCCAACAUGUCAGCCGAGGUGCGGCUGAGGCGGCUCCAGCAGCUGGUGUUGGACCCCGGCUUCCUGGGGCUGGAGCCCCUGCUCGACCUUCUCCUGGGCGUCCACCAGGAGCUGGGUGCCUCCGAACUGGCCCAGGACAAGUACGUGGCCGACUUCUUGCAGUGGGCGGAGCCCAUCGUGGUGAGGCUUAAGGAGGUCCGACUGCACAGGGACGACUUCGAGAUUCUGAAGGUGAUCGGACGCGGGGCGUUCAGUGAGGUAGCGGUGGUGAAGAUGAAGCAGACGGGCCAGGUGUACGCCAUGAAGAUCAUGAACAAGUGGGACAUGCUGAAAAGGGGCGAGGUGUCGUGCUUCCGUGAGGAGAGGGACGUGUUGGUGAAUGGGGACCGGCGGUGGAUCACGCAGCUGCACUUCGCCUUCCAGGAUGAGAACUACCUGUACCUGGUCAUGGAGUAUUACGUGGGUGGGGACCUGCUGACACUGCUGAGCAAGUUUGGGGAGCGGAUUCCGGCCGAGAUGGCGCGCUUCUACCUGGCGGAGAUUGUCAUGGCCAUAGACUCGGUGCACCGGCUCGGCUACGUGCACAGGGACAUCAAACCUGACAACAUCCUGCUGGACCGCUGUGGCCACAUCCGCCUGGCCGACUUCGGCUCCUGUCUCAAGUUGCAGGCAGAUGGAACGGUGCGGUCACUGGUGGCUGUGGGCACCCCAGACUACCUGUCCCCCGAGAUCCUGCAGGCUGUGGGCGGUGGGCCUGGGACAGGCAGCUACGGGCCCGAGUGUGACUGGUGGGCGCUGGGUGUGUUCGCCUAUGAAAUGUUCUAUGGGCAGACGCCCUUCUACGCGGAUUCCACGGCGGAGACCUACGGCAAGAUCGUCCACUACAAGGAGCACCUCUCUCUGCCGCUGACAGAUGAAGGGGUCCCUGAGGAGGCUCAAGACCUCAUCCUGCGUCUGCUGUGUCCCCCGGAGACACGGCUGGGCCGCGGUGGAGCAGGCGACUUCCGGACACAUCCCUUCUUCUUUGGCCUCGACUGGGAUGGUCUCCGAGACAGCAUGCCCCCCUUUACACCGGAUUUCGAAGGUGCCACCGACACAUGCAACUUCGACUUGGUGGAGGACGGGCUCACUGCCAUGGUGAGCGGGGGCGGGGAGACGCUGUCAGACAUUCGGGAAGGUGCGCCGCUGGGGGUCCACCUGCCUUUCGUGGGCUACUCCUACUCCUGCAUGGCCCUCAGGGACAGUGAGGUCCCAGGCCCCACACCCAUGGAACUGGAGGCCGAGCAGCUGCUUGAGCCACGCGUGCAAGUGCCUAGCCUGGAGUCCUCAGUGUCCCCACGGGAUGAAACAGCUGAAGUGGCAGUUCCAGCGGCUAUCCCUGUGGCAGAGGCUGAGGCCGAGGUGACGCUGCGGGAGCUCCAGGAGGCCCUGGAGGAAGAGGUGCUCACCCGGCAGAGCCUGAGCCGGGAGAUGGAGGCCAUCCGCUUGGCCAACCAGAACUUUGCCAGUCAACUACACGAGGCAGAGGCUCGGAACCGGGACCUAGAGGCGCACGUACGGCAGUUACAGGAGCGGAUGGAAUUGCUGCAGGCAGAGGGAGCCACAGCUGUCACGGGGGUCCCCAGUCCCCGGGCCACGGAUCCACCUUCCCAUCUAGAUGGCCCCCCGGCCGUGGCUCUGGGCCAGUGCCCGCUGGUGGGGCCAGGCCCCAUGCACCGCCGCCACCUGCUGCUCCCUGCCAGGGUCCCUAGGCCUGGCCUAUCGGAGGCGCUUUCCCUGCUCCUGUUCGCCGUUGCUCUGUCUCGUGCCGCCGCCCUGGGCUGCGCUGGGUUGGUGGCCCACGUCGGCCAACUCACCGCAGUCUGGCGCCGCCCGGGAGCCGCUCGCGCUCCCUGAACCCUAGAACUGUCUUCGACUCCGGGGCCCCGUUGAAAGACUGAGCGCCCGGGGCACGGCAAAGAAGCCGCGCCCACCCUCUGCCAGUUCACACCGCUCCGAGCUUGGGUCUCCGCCCAGCUCCAGUCCUGUGAUCCGGGCCCGCCCCCUAGCGGCCGGGGAGGGAGGGGCCGGGUUCGCGGCCGGCGAACGGGGCUCGAGGGGGCCUUGUAGCCGGGAAUGCUGCUGCUGCUGCUGCUGCUGCUGCUGCUGCUGGUGGGGGGGGGGGAUCGCAGACGACUUCUUUCGGCCAGGCUGAGGCCCUGACGUGGAUGGGCAAACGGCAGGCCUGCGAAGGCAGCAAGCCGGGUCGUCCGUGUUCCACUUUCCACGCACCCUCACCUACCGUCGGUUCGCAAACUGCAAAUCCUGCCUUGUGCAUGACGCCCUGCUCUCUGGGGAGCGUCUGGCGCGACCUCUGCCCGCUUACUCUGGAAAUCUGCUUUUGCCAAACCCGCUUUUUCGGGGAUCCCGCGCCCCCCUCCUCACUUGCGCUGCUCUCGGAGCCCGAGCCGGCUCUGACCGGUUCGGCGGUUUGGAUAUUUAUUGACCUCGUCUUCCGACUCGCUGACAGGCUGCAGGACCCCCAACACCCCAAUCCACGUUUUGGAUGCACUGAGACCCCGAUCUUCCUUGGUAUUUAUUGUCUGUCACCACCUAGGACCCCACCCCCGACCCUCGUGAAUAAAUGGCCCUCCAUCUGC